AUGCUAGCCCUCCAUCCCAUCCUCCUGGCAGCGGAGCUUGCGGAGGCGGGAUGGUCGCGCGUGUCGAGCCUCGUCUCAAAGCGCACGCGGCGCGGGGACGCUCUUAAGAUUCUCGAAGAGGCGACGAUGCGGCUGGAGGGGAGCGUGGCGCGCGAGCGCGCGGAGAACGCGCGGCUGCAGGCGAUGCUGGAGGAGUAUAAGAUGGCGGCGACGGAGCUGCUGCAGCAACGCGCGGAGGACCUCGCGUGGAUGGGCGAUAAAGUGGGCACGGGCGAACAGCAGCACGAAGACCUGUUGGCGCAGAUAGAGCUGAAGGUGAACUCGCCCGAGUUUCAGCUACGCCUGCGAGGCCCGCCGGAGCUUAAGACGGGCGACGCGACGUCGAACGGCACGGCGCGCAUGUUGGUGGACGCAGGCCGCAUAGAAGUAACAGUUCCGCGAGUGGGACGCGCACAGAGCGGGGGAACAAGCGCAAGCGGAAGCGCCAGCACAAGCGGAAUCGCAAGCGGAAGCCAGAGCGAGGGCGAGAGCGAGUGCGAGGGCGAGGGCGAGGAGUGGUGGCAGUGGGUGACGGACAUGGACGCGGGCGUGAUCCGCGGGAGCGAGCCGUGCGAGGCACUGGAGGGCGAGGGCGCGUACGAGGUGGUGCAGGUGGAGGAGGUGGUGGAUGGCAUUGCUCACGUGCUCGCUCGCUACAUCGCCCUGCACCCUGAGUACCAGUCUCUCUCUCCAGAGGAGUUGGAAAAAGCGUUGUCAAGUGGCAUCCAGCACAUACGGCGCCAGGGUCUGCUGAAGCAGAUGUACCAGUGGGGGCGAGGGGCGUACAAGACUGCCUGUGCCACCUCUUUCCUUGUCAGCAUUUAUAAGGAGCGAGUGUUGGUCCGUGCAAUUGUGGGGGCUGUGAUCUUGUCCAGCCGUGUGGUGAUGCGCAUCGCGUGCGUUAUUCUCCUACUCGCUCUUCUCGCCGCUGCUGUUGCCGCCAACGCUAAAGCCAUCCCAGUAACGUGCUCGUCGGUGCGCUGUACCGCCAACUCUCGCUGCGUGAAGCACACCAACGGCUCUCUGUCGUGCGAGUGCAACACCGGCUUCUUCAAGUCGCAGGACAAAUGCCUCUCCACGUGCGCGACGGUGCGGUGUGCGACCAACCGAGUGUGCGAGGUGGACGACGAUGGUUCCGCCACGUGUAGGUGCAAGCCGCCCUACUACGUCGUCGGAUCCGAAUGCAAAGACCUGUGCAUGACCACCAAGUGUCCGGGCGGCAGCGCGUGCAAGGUGGUGAGCGGCAAGGUGAAGUGCGUGUGCCCCAAGGGGCAAGUGAUGACAGGCAACAAACCCCUGUGCAUCAGCGCGCUGUGCUGCACCAUCCGUGUGUAA
Closterium sp. Naga37s-1 is the source of this 1374-nucleotide messenger RNA. The record is from the annotation of a GenBank genome assembly. Lineage: Eukaryota; Viridiplantae; Streptophyta; Zygnematophyceae; Desmidiales; Closteriaceae.